GACUUGUUCACAGUAGAGGCGAAAUUCAAGGAGUCUGUGUUUGAGAACUACUACGUCAUCUACUCAUCGACGCUGUACCGGCAGCAUGAGUCUGGCAGGGCCUGGUACCUGGGCCUCAACAAGGACGGCAUGGUCAUGAAGGGCAACCGGGUGAAGAAGACCAAGCCCUCCUCACACUUUGUGCCCAGACCCAUCGAAGGUGAGACCGAAACACCCUCUGGCUGCCAGCCAGCCACACUCAGGGCUGGAUUCAAAUGCAACACCUGCCAAAAGUCAAGUCAAGGUUUAUUUAAAAUGCCAGAGUCAUAACACACUUUUACAAGCCAUAGCUGUGUUAAUGAAGUGUCUUUGUACUUUGUUUAUAAAUUACCCAGCAGGCCAAAAUUGUCAUGAGACAUUAUAAUGACAUAUUCUGGUUGGGGUAAUGUCAGAUUGCCAGAUUACAAGAAUUAUGUUUGUUUGAGAAGACCUCAAUGUGUGUUUGAUAGAUUUGAGUCCUCAGACACAGGUACCCAGAUAAUUCAUUAAAGUUUGAGAAGCUAAAUAACUUUCUUGGUACUGGGAGGCAGGGUUGGGGUCAAUUUUAUUUGAAGUCACGCAAUUCAGGAAGUGAUUUGAAAUAAAUAGCUUCUCCUUUUCAGUUUAUUGAGAAAUCAUUGAAAAUGUAUGCCCUUUUUUCAAUUAUCGAAUUGGAAUUUCAGUUUAUUUCAUGAGUUGACUGACUUCAAUUCAAAUCGACCCCAACCCUGCUGGGGGGCAAAUGUAGGUUCUAAUGUUGCUGAACCUCUCAAUUAAUCUCCUCUGUUUUUUGUCUCUCUCUCUUACUUCCUUUAUCUCUCUCUCGUCUCGGAGGCUCGACCAGCUCGCUCUCGCUGAGAGAGCUCGCUAAUGCUGCUUGGUCGGCUGCUCUCGCUCGCUAGAUAGCGCGUGCUCUCUCUCUAGACGCGCGCUCUCUCUCUCUCUGCUCGAUUCUCGCGGCUCUCUCGCUCUCUUAUCUCGCUCUCCUCUCUCUCGCUCUAUUCUCCCCAUAUCUCUUUACUAUACUGUAUAAAUAUCCCAUCUCUCUCACUCCUCUUCGCUCUCUACCUCCCUCCCUCUCUCCAUCGCUCUUUUUUUCUCACUUGCCACACUCCCCUGCCCUUUCUGCAGUUUGCAUGUACAAAGAGCCAUCGCUGCAUGACAUCGAGGAGAAGGGCCGCUCACGGAAAAACUCAGGGACUGAGGCUCCCGCUCUCCUGAACGGAGGAGAAAAAGUGGUGGGGCAGGACUCCACAGAGCAGGAUGGCGGCUCAUAG
Coregonus sp. 'balchen' is the source of this 1295-nucleotide messenger RNA. The record is from the annotation of a GenBank genome assembly. Lineage: Eukaryota; Metazoa; Chordata; Actinopteri; Salmoniformes; Salmonidae.